Messenger RNA from Zophobas morio, 1889 nucleotides. It is a transcript of the gene APC7, whose product is annotated as anaphase-promoting complex subunit 7. Gene Ontology annotation, cellular component: anaphase-promoting complex. Gene Ontology annotation, biological process: positive regulation of mitotic metaphase/anaphase transition; cell division; protein ubiquitination. Lineage: Eukaryota; Metazoa; Arthropoda; Insecta; Coleoptera; Tenebrionidae. Bases 73 to 1767 code for a protein of 564 amino acids. Gene Ontology annotation, molecular function: protein binding. The transcript has 3 exons. The record is from RefSeq and is a predicted model, not a curated record.
AAAGUUACUAUAAUUUUCAAAAACGUAACCUCAAAUUGUGACAGUUAUUGAAUCGAAUAAUUCGAAAUCAAAAUGAGUAGCUUAAUAAAACAGUUACAAUCGAUGUAUGAGCUCCAACUACAUUCAAACAUCGUUCGAGUGUGCGACUUUGCUCUCUCAGCUGCUGAGCAAAAACCAGAAUCUUUGUCACCGAUUCACAAGUUUCAGUUAGUACUUCUGUACGCUGACUCUCUCUAUGAUAUCCAGUACUACAUUCAAGCGGAGAAUUUAUACAGACAAGCGCUUCAAAUUCGCAAAAACUUUCUCAAAAAUAAAGCUACAAAUAACAAACUCCCAGAGAACCAAACUGAGUUUAAUAGUGAUGUGGAGAUUAGGUAUAAAAUUCACAAGUGUUGUUUGGCGCUGAAACAAGUAAAUGCGGCUGUUGAGAUGCUUCAGUCAAUUUCUGCUCGUUCACGUACACCAAAAGUGAACAUGGCACUUGCCACUUUGUAUAGAGAUGGGGGAAUGGAAAGAUCUGCUAUCACUUGUUACAAAGAAGUGCUGCGAGAAUGUCCCUUGGCUUUAGAAGCUGUCGAGAAUUUAUUAAAAUUAGGAAUCAAAGGGGUUGAAGUUAAUUCUUUAAUGACUGACGUUACAACAGAAAUUAGUUGGUUAAAUUUGUGGCUGAAAGCUCAAGCUCAGUUAUACUCUCGAGAAUUUGCUAGUGCCGUUCAAACUUACAAAAGUAUGGAUUCUCAUGGUCUUCUCAAAGAUAACACUUCUGUACUUGUAAAUAUGGCCUAUUGUUAUCACUAUAUUUGUGACGACGCAACUGCCAUUUCAGUUUUACAAAGAGCUAUGAAGCUUGAUCAGAAUUUAGUCUUUGGAAGGGACUUAUUAUCAACGUUGUUAGCAACUUCAGGGAACAGUGAACAUGUUGAGUACCUUGAAACAUUGUUGCCAACAUGUGAUAUGUCUCUCUGGAGUACUGAACACUGGGUGGUUUUGGGUAAUUGCAUGUACAGCACAAAAAAAUAUGAAAAAGCUGUGUAUUUUGCGCAACAAGCGUUAUGUUCUUCACACUGUAAAAACAUUGAAGCUUUCUUACUAAAAGCUAAAACUUUGUUGGAAUUAAAUAAGUACCAGGACGCAGCGCAACACUGUACUGAAGCUAUUCAAAUUUGCCCGUUUCGGUACGACUUGCACCACUGUCUUGUAGAGUGCUACGUGAAGAUGAAUAGAUUACGUGAAGCCGAAGCGAUGGCCACCAACGCCUGCAAGCAGUUGAACUACAGCCCGCAGUCACUCACGUUGCACGCCUCCGUGUUGCUGAAGGACCCGAUGACUUCCGGAAAAACCGUUCGGAAGAUGCUCGAGAAAGCCGUAAGUCAAGAUAAGACCUUCUCCACGAAUGCAGUUUGCAUGUUGGUGGAGUUUCUGGAGCAGGAGCAGCAGUACGACCAGGCGCGGGAGCUCCUCUUGAAGCACAUCAAGCAUGCGCCAUCUUCGCGUCUUCACCAGCUUCUGGGCGACUGUUUUGUUAACUUACAGAAGGAUGAUGACGCUUUCCACCACUACAGUAUAGCGUUGAGGCUCGAUCCUAAUAAUCAGAGAGCGUCGGAGGGUCUAAAUAACAUCGGUCGGAACUUGUCGCUCAGUAAAAGAGACAGUUAUUAUACGUGCGUGGGGGAGACGUCGUACACCUCACCGGGGACUAGCGCUUCGGAGGACGACGCUUUUAUACAGAAUGAUGCUGAUCACUGGCCGGCUAACAACAGCUUUUAAUGAAAGAUUGGUUUAAGCAGACAAUAUAUUUCUAGUUAUUUUUGUGUUUUAUCGUGAUAACAAUUUUUGUUUUUACAAUUCCAUAAAAAUAUACGUUACUCCAUUACACUUUUCACAAUAAA